Coregonus sp. 'balchen' is the source of this 2911-nucleotide messenger RNA. The record is from the annotation of a GenBank genome assembly. Lineage: Eukaryota; Metazoa; Chordata; Actinopteri; Salmoniformes; Salmonidae.
AUGAAGUUUGGUAAGAAGAGCGUCUGCGUGCUGAACGUGGACGGUACCCGGUAUGCCUUCCCCCGCGAGGUGAUCUGUGAUUUCCCUCUACAGUGCGUGAGCCGCCUGCACGCCUGUGUCAUGGAGAAAGAAGUCCUCGAGGUCUGCGACGACUACGACCAGUACAGCAAUGAGUUCUUCUUCUACCGGAACGCGCAAGACACAGACAUACACAUGCACACCUCUAAUAACUGGCUGGGAAUCAAUAAGCAAUCAGAAUAGCUACAACAACAAGGGGUGUUUUUGACUGGGUAAGUUAACUGGAACAGAGCUCUUUUUCUGAUCUCUCUCUCUCUCUCUCUCUCUCUCUCUCUCUCUCUCUCUCUCUCUCUCUCUCUCUGUGUUUCUGUUUUUCAUCCUGUUUCCCUCAUACCUUCUUCUUCUUACAGGAUUGUGGAUCCUUACAUUCAAAUUCUAACCCCAAAAUGAAAAUCUAAUCCAGGACAAGCUGGUCUUCCUGUGUCGGCCGCUGAACCUGAACGACGUGGCGGCCAUCACACCUUACUACAUCUCCAUGGUGAUGCCAGGCGUGGCAUGGGGGUUGUCAGGUGUCACUGGGGUAACCCUGAGGGUUUUGAGGAUAAUGAGUGUGUUCUGGCUGGUGAAGCUGGCCAAACACUCCCUGGGCAUCCAGAUUCUGAGGCUGACACUAUGCCGCUGUCGUCAACGAGAUGGCCAACCUCGCCAUCUUCCUCACCGUUGCCAUGGUGAUAUACAGUGCCUUGGCUCAGCUGCUGGAGCACAGCCUAGACCCCGACGACCGUAACCUUAACGACCACAGUAACAGAGGGGGAGACUAUACAAGCAUCCCAGCUGCAACCUGGUGGGCUGUCAUCUCCAUGACCGUUGGUUACGGUGACAUUCACGCUGUAACAGUUGGCGGGCGCAUGCUGGGUAGGCUGUGUGUGGUCAGUGGCAUUGUUGUUCUGGCGUUGCCAAUCAUCUUCAUAUACCACAGCUUUGUCCAGUGUUACCACGAACUGAAGCUACGGCUUCGCUAGGUACACACACACUCACAAACACUGAAUACACAUGCAGACACACACACAUAAACACACACACACACACCCUCAUCUACUACAGCUUUGCCCAGUUGAACUGAUCCCUCCGGCCCCUCCCCCUGAGCAUGGAACUUUAAUGAACUGUCAGUGCUAUCUGGGAUCCUUGGCACGUCCUUACCCUAACCUUCACCCCUACCUUAACCAUAAACUUUACCUAACCCUAACCUUGAGCCUUACCAUAACCAUUUAAAAUGUCAACUUCAAUGGGGUAGGGACGUCCCAGGGAUCCCGGAUAGCGUGAACCUUUAAUUAACUAGUAGACUUUUGGACCCUCGUGUCUCCAUCAAUCCUGUGCCACGAUCUGGAGGCAGGGCAGAUAACAGAAGACACACACACACCAUAAGCCCCUGUUUGCAUCGUAUCCCCAUGGUGACUACAGAGACAGCUUUUCCCAUUUGUGUAGGUUUCAGACUGAAAUGAAAAGAGAGAGAGAGACAAAGAGAGGAUAAGACAACCUGACAGAGAUGACACAAACAGACAAAAGAGAGUUGACAUGAGCUCAACAUAAAGGAUUAACAGUGUGUGUGCGUGUGUGUGUGUGAUUUUCUCUCCAUUUUCCCUGAGCAAACUACAAAGUGACAAAUGAUGGGUCUCUGGUCUCUAUGGGCAACAGGUUUCUCGCUAGUUCAGUUUACUGUAUGACUGUCAAUCAUAGCUGUGAUGCUGCUACACAGACACACACACAGACACACACACACACAGCGCCAACAACUCCCUAAGGUCUUCAGCAGGCCCUAUCCACCCCCAGCGACUGCUGACUUCACAAAGAAUGUCAUAUCCGGACAACAUGUGUAAGCCAUUUCAGCUGUUGUUUUGCACCGGGUCGGGCCAGCAAGCAGGACUGGACACUCUGGUCAGGACAUCAUUAUGGUGGGGUAGGGGUGGUGGGGCAGGAAGGAGAAACCCAUUCCACGCUCAAAGGACUUUAUGGUCAACAUGGUGCUAAACCUCUCAAGUUCAUUAACAUUUUCUACUGCUUCUACGGUCUCCUUCAGUCCCCCGUUGGAAAACAAUGACUCUCUUUUCUGAAGGAUUACCGUUCAAAUGGGAAACCUUGAAAUGAAGCUCAGGAGGCCCUUUAGUGUUCAUGUUAAUGAUGCAACUCCAUAUGCAUGUGGAAAACACAUGAGGGAUUGAGGUGAUAGAUCGAGCAGAUAUUUGCAUGUUUCAUUAAUCUUGUGGUGUGUGUCUUUGGGUGGGCUCUGUGUGCGUGCCAGAAUGUUUCCACUGUGUCAGGCAAGGCCGAGAUAGAUCUCUGUGGAUGUGUUGAACGGAGAUGAUCCACGUAACCACGACAUUUGAAAUAACACUGAAGAACGAAGGAGUCCAACUCAAAGGAGGAGAUCCAAGAUUUAGGUGGCCCCAGUAGAGUGCUGUGGCCCCUACGUAGUCAAACAUGUGUGUUUAUGUGUCUGUGACCCUAUAUUAUUUAGAGUAUUAUGAAAGUGUGUGUGGUACGUGUUGAGGCCUGAAUAGUCUCAAAGCCUUUUUAAAUGUAUACAGUAUCUGUCCCCAAUUGAAAAAGGAUGUGUGUGGUGUUGUUCCAUUGUAAACCACACAGCCAGGCAAUCAGGGCUGAUGGAUAGGCCUACCCUUGAGAGGAGGCCUGUUAAUGCAGAGGCCUUCUCUCCCCAGUGUGUCUGCUAGCCGGGGGAUUACACUGCUCAGUUAUCUCCUUACUCAUCCUUUUAUCCCACAUGCACGCACGCACACACACACACACACACACACACACAGAAGGCACUGCACGCUUCAUGAUGAAUGGUGGGAUGUAUGUGGGUCUUUCUAUAAAUAAAGGGGCUAAUGAGUGA